AUGGCCAUGCCACUCCGAUUAAGGCCCUCCGGGCUGAGUCGGAACCUCUUUAAUGUCCCUAAGCAAAUUACCCCUCCCGCCCGGUGCCGCGUAUCACCGUCACGAAGCUACGGUACCUCCGACCGACUCCCGAAGAUCGCAGAUGCCUCAGUAUGGACAGCGAUGAUUCCUCGAUUUAUUCGCAAUCGCAAGCCGCGCCAGAAGAGCGAGUCGAAAGAAUGGAACCCAGCUACUUUCUACAUCAUCAUGUUCACGCUCAUCGGCUCGCAAGCCAUCCGAAUGCUCACAUUGAAGAACGACUAUGCGGGAUACCGACGGACGACGGACGCGAAGAUCGAGCUGCUGAAGGAGGUCAUUGAGCGCGUGAAGAGUGGGGAGAAGGUGGAUGUGGAAAAAUUGCUGGGCACGGGUGACGAGGCGAAGGAGAAGGAAUGGGAAGAAGUUCUGCGAGAAAUCGAACAGGAAGACACCCUGUGGAGCCAAAGGUCGAAGAAGGAAACGAUUCCUGAACCUCCUAAGGAACGUACUGAGCCUACGCAAAUGUCUCAAGGCAAGGAUUCCGCCGUGCCUUCGACGGCUAGUGCGGAUGAUGAGACUAUGAGGAAAACUCAGUCGACCCGGAAAAUGAACUUUUUCUAA
Molecule: messenger RNA, 639 nt
Organism: Penicillium argentinense
Lineage: Eukaryota; Fungi; Ascomycota; Eurotiomycetes; Eurotiales; Aspergillaceae
Product: DUF5321 domain-containing protein
Exons: 2
Coding region: 1-639 (212 amino acids)
Source: RefSeq, a predicted model, not a curated record